AUGGCGAUAGUGCUUUGUCCACCAUCACCAACCAAAGCUCUUCACUGAUCAAAACCAAACCCUAAUUCCAUAGACGGAACGAACAGAAACAACUCUUUUGCAUUGUUUACGGCCAUCGGAGGGGAUCCAAUUGUGUUCCCUUCAUUUUUGAGCUGUUUGGCAAUGGAUGAGUUCGAACAAAACCCUCAAAAAACCCUGAUGAUUCCUACAAGGCAUAAAUGUGCAGCUUGUUUCCAGCAGUUUAAAAGAAAAGAGCACCUUGUUGCACACAUGAAGGUCUCCCGUCACUCGGUGCAUCAGCCUAAAUGCGGUGUUUGUAAAAAAUAUUGCAAAUCAUUUGAAUCACUAAGGGAGCAUAUAUCAGGCCCAUUAGCUAAAGCUCAUUGUUCAAGUGUAUUUGCUCAAAAUGGCUGCCACAUUUGUCUGAAUGUUUUUUUGAGCCCUGUUUCUCUUGGUGAACAUAAAGAGUUAUGUCUUCUAACCGCCCCUACUCCCCUUGGAACAACACAUAUUCCAUAUAACGAGUAUGAAGUGUUAGAAAAUGAAAACUACGUUCAUAAAUGUCGUGAAGCAGUUGCCAUCGAUUGCCAAAUGGUUGGGUGCGGUAGUGAUGGAUCACUUGACUUAUUAGCUCGUGUUUGCCUUGUCGAUGAAGAAGAGAAGAUGAUAUUUCACACCUAUGUGGAACCUCAGAUAUCCGUGACUGAUUAUAGAUAUGAACUAACUGGCUUAACAGAGGAGCACUUAAGAGAUGCUAUGCCCCUAAGGGAAGUGCGAGAAAAGAUUUCUCAAAUUUUAUACAAUGGAGAAUCAAUAGGAAAAGCACGGUUGGAUGGUGGAAAGGCUAAUCUUCUUGUGGGUCAUAACCUCGAUAGCAAAUUGGAUUGCUUGUUGAUGAGUUACCCUGACCAAUUGUUAAGGGAUACUGCAACAUAUCCUCCACUAAUGAAAACUAAUUUUGCCAGCCACUCUCUCAAGUACCUCACUAAGGCAUAUCUAGGGUACGAUAUUAGGUUAGGGACUUACGACACAUUUCAAGAUUGUGUGUCCGUUAUGAGACUAUACAAACGCAUGCGUGCUCAAGAACAUCAAGAGGGAAAGACCGGAACAUCAUAUAGUCAUGAUACCAAAUGGAACCGCAAUAUGGCUGAUCAAACAUCACAAGAUCUCGAGAACAUGUCCCCAGAUGAACUCUUUCAAAUUUCCAAAUCAAAUUACCAGUGUUGGUGCUUGGACUCUCGGCCACACGAUCCAAUUCGAGAUUGGAGCUUGUGAGUUUGAUGGUGACUCAAGAAACAAAAUUGUGCAUAGUAAAAGAAAAAGAUAUCAGUUUGUUUCAUAAAUUCAGAGGUUUUCAUUAAACCAGUCUCUCUAGUCUCUACGCUUAGCUCAGGUUUCGUUUGGUUUGGUUUGGUUUGUUAGAUUGAAAUCUCGAGUUUCAAAGUUCAAGUUUCUCUUGGUUGUUAAUAUAUAUGGUGGUGACAUGAAAGAGGCCUUUUUAAGUCAUUGGAGAGAUUUUCUUAAUUGUUAAUUAUCGUAAUUUAUUUACCUUUUGUGUAAUGUCGGAUAAUUCUUGCCAUCUUAUA
This is a messenger RNA of Cynara cardunculus var. scolymus (artichoke), 1586 nucleotides long. RefSeq names its product RNA exonuclease 4. NCBI's taxonomy places the organism in Eukaryota, Viridiplantae, Streptophyta, Magnoliopsida, Asterales, Asteraceae. The record is from RefSeq and is a predicted model, not a curated record. Gene Ontology annotation, biological process: rRNA processing. Gene Ontology annotation, molecular function: nucleic acid binding; 3'-5' exonuclease activity. Gene Ontology annotation, cellular component: nucleus. The coding region runs from base 163 to 1275 and encodes 370 amino acids. The transcript has 7 exons.